Microbotryum saponariae is the source of this 258-nucleotide messenger RNA. NCBI's taxonomy places the organism in Eukaryota, Fungi, Basidiomycota, Microbotryomycetes, Microbotryales, Microbotryaceae. The record is from the annotation of a GenBank genome assembly.
AUGAACCUUCGGUCGCUUGCGUCGCUUCCUCACACUUCAUAUGCGCAAAAAUGUGGACUCCAAUUGUUUGCUGUGGUCUCUUCUGAUCUUCCUGAACUCAAUAAGGAGCGUUUCAUGGUCGCGAGCCCCGGUGGUUUGGCCUUUGCCUAUCGACAAGACUGGGGCGAUAAUCUGCGAGAUUUUUCCCCCGAGGAUAGAGCCUUCAUUCGGCACCACCAGGACCUUAGAAUGCCUCGCACUUUCCCAAGCUGUACCUAG